Aspergillus uvarum CBS 121591 is the source of this 759-nucleotide messenger RNA. RefSeq lists its product as uncharacterized. The record is from RefSeq and is a predicted model, not a curated record. Bases 166 to 606 code for a protein of 146 amino acids. NCBI's taxonomy places the organism in Eukaryota, Fungi, Ascomycota, Eurotiomycetes, Eurotiales, Aspergillaceae. The transcript has a single exon.
GAGAAAUUAAGGAAAGGGGGGGGGAGAAAGCCUAGAGUCGAUGUUCCAGGCGGGCGGCGAUCCGGUUGGGCGCGCCCGGCCUCAUACGGAGUUUAGUCUAGUCCACCUACGAAUUAGUCACUUCAGCAUGUUUCGGUGGCCCAGAUUCACAGAUGGCUUUAAUCAAUGCUUCUCUGCUUGUUCUUCUCAGGCAUGAUCCAUUUGAGUCGGCCUGUACGCAGUUCGAAAAGAUUGAAGUGGCUGACGUGCUGUCAGAGAUUCUGCAUCUACUCAAGUAGCGACACUGACACCUGUCACGCUCGUAUCGGACUCAAACUCGCGCUGGGCCUCCCUCAUAGUGUCAAUCGAUUAUCACCAACUGAAUGCACAACCGAAAGCAUACAAAAGACGUCCCUUGAUCACUGCGACGCCCAGGUACAGACCGUGGACGUGGUGCAGAUCUUGAUACCAGGAACCAGACUGGGAAAUCGACGUCGGAAGACCCGCUGCGAGGCAUUGCUUAGCCCUGUCGUUACUAUAUAUAUCCUACGACGACGACCUCACCUAAAUUUCAAGUAUUGUCUGGAGUACGUAGAGCAUUGCUUUCGGGCCUCGACUGGACCCUGAUUGCCAUGAGGAAUGAAUCAGUCACAUGAUAAUUCAGAUCACAGCUGAAACGGCAGAACGGAUUUGAUUUUAAUCUGGACUGCCAAAACUCCCGAAGUCACGCCAUGGCAAUGGCACGAUGUACUGCUAUGCAAUUUCGUUUGACCUCCUUAU